UGUUGUUUACUUCGUUUUGGCGAUAUUUUCAGUUUCACAAGGAUAGCACCGACCAAACGUAAUCACAACUCACGCUUAAGCUGUCACAAAAUGCAGGAGAACCAUAAACCCACCUUUACCGAGGCGGAAUUUUAUCAAGUUAAUUUUGACGCUCGGGUGUAUACCGACUCAUUUUACUCCAAUCCUGAUGGUCAUCCGGACGAGAAUGAUUUACCCUUCUUAUUGGGGAGUCUACGCAAGACUUUCACUUCAGGAAAACACAGUGGGCAAAGACUUAUAGAUAUUGGCACUGGUCCCUCAAUCCACAGCUUAAUAAGUGCCAGUGAACACUAUGAAGACAUUCUGGUAUCAGAUUACACUGAUAGCAACCGUCAGGAAAUAAAGAAGUGGCUCAAUGAUGAGGAAGGUUGUUUUGACUGGUUCCCAGUCAUUCAAUAUGUGUGCAAUCUUGGGGGGCAAAGGACACCCUCCCAAGUGGCGCAGCAGCUGAGACAAAGAGUGAAGCAGGUGUUGAAGUGUGACGUCCGCCUGGAGAACCCUUUCCACCCAGUCACAGUGGAACCAGCCGACUGCAUUGUCACCAGUCUCUGUCUGGAAGCUGCAUGCAAGGACCUGGACACCUAUCGCUGUUCACUGCGCAACAUCGCAUCCCUGCUGCGCCCAGGGGGGUUGCUUGUCAUGGUUGGAGUGCUUGGGGAGACUUACUAUGUCGUGGGGGGACAGAGAUUCUCCUGUCUUGACUUGUCUCAGGCCACCAUUGAGGGAAUUCUGAAGGAGCUUGGCUUUUCUGUAACUGAAUUUAAUGUUCGGUCUGCUCCAAACCGAGAAAACGAUACAGUGUCUGACUACAGUGCUGUGUUUCACUUGAUGGCUGUUAAGUCAGGUUAAGGUGAUUAAAUACCAAAUAAAAGUUUGCAUGUGCUAACUAGGAAUUAGUUUAUAAGGCCUACAUUUCCCUCAGGAUCGAUCAUAUAAUCUCUUAUCUAUUCAAAAGUGCCUUCUCCAAAUAUGACUUGGACUACCAUACUGUACAACAUUUUUGCACUGUAUAUUUUUGUAUAUGUAGCGCAACUGCAACAUUCAAGAUGACAUUGCAAUAAACAUUCAUAAUUAUAAUGUC
Messenger RNA from Hypomesus transpacificus, 1120 nucleotides. RefSeq lists its product as uncharacterized. Gene Ontology annotation, cellular component: cytosol. Lineage: Eukaryota; Metazoa; Chordata; Actinopteri; Osmeriformes; Osmeridae. The coding region runs from base 91 to 888 and encodes 265 amino acids. The transcript has 3 exons. Gene Ontology annotation, molecular function: N-methyltransferase activity. The record is from RefSeq and is a predicted model, not a curated record.